Labrus bergylta (ballan wrasse) is the source of this 1493-nucleotide messenger RNA. It is a transcript of the gene sgo2, whose product is annotated as shugoshin 2. NCBI's taxonomy places the organism in Eukaryota, Metazoa, Chordata, Actinopteri, Labriformes, Labridae. Gene Ontology annotation, biological process: meiotic sister chromatid cohesion; meiotic chromosome segregation. The record is from RefSeq and is a predicted model, not a curated record. Gene Ontology annotation, cellular component: nucleus; kinetochore; chromosome, centromeric region.
CGCUGUACAGCGGCGGACUUUCUGUUUAUAUUUAAAAUGGAACGAGUAGCAUUUUACCCACGACAUAUUUUAAACUAUUAAAGACAUUAUUAGCGUUCGUUUAUCAUCGAUAAGGGCUUUUAUUAGCAAGACGCGAAGUCUCCCGCUUGUUGAAGUUUGUUAACGCCCUUCAUAACACCUGAUCAUGUUACCUGUGCGGACAAUGACACCCAUCACGUCCUCCAAGCAGUCUUCAGCUGCAGCAUCGAAGAUCAAAAAUAAGCUUCUCAACACGUCUUCCUUCUUCAAGGUGUCUCUGAAGAAGAACAACAAGGCCCUGGCUGUUGCUCUGGAGAUGCAGAAGGAGCGGAGCCGGCAGCUGGAGAAAGACAUCAUGUUCCUUCAGAAACAAGUGGAGGCUCUGUGCUUUGAGUUAGCCGCAAAGAAGUACAAGCACAGGAAACUGCUCCUCAUCUUGAAAAACCUCCACAGCAACACUCGACAGCACCUGGACAUGGUGGCUGACUUGUUCUCUGAUGGUGAUCUUCCUAAACUGUCGGAGGAAACAAAUAUCUCAUCAGGCGACUUUGACAGAGAACAUCUUGAAAUGGAAAGUCCUACAGAUCAGUUACCUCCCCAGCCUGAAGCUCUCGAGCCCUUGCCGUGUCCCCUCCAAAAAAUCACAGCAGAUUUGCCUGAAACAAAAACCUGUGCAGAUGCCUUCAAUAUCCAGAGCAGACUGCCACCGCCCUCCAAUGUUUGCAAAGAGAAAACUUCAGAGAGAAGGCGUUCAAGCCAGCACAAACUAGUUCCUGGGAUGGGACUGUCUCGUCCGUCCUGCAGCCUAAUGGAGGAAGUAGAUCGGCUUUCAAGGAAAAUCUCUCAAUCUGGGUUUGACAUGAAGUCUGUCCCCUGCCCUCAGAACAGUCAAACCCCCUCAGCUUCAAGUCUAAUGAAAACCCAAGCCAUCUCUCUCCGACAAUGUUCCCCCUCCAAGUAGCUCAGUCAUUGAACCAGAAUCAGAAACUGGCAAAAAACAGGAGAAUACAGUUCUUCUGAAUGCGACAAUGGACAUGACGCUGAGUAAUUCUGUUGAGAUAGUCACCGUGGAAACUAAGGCUAAGAAGACAAGACGUGUUGGCAGGCCGAAAAAGAAGGAACAAGCCUCAGGGUCAAAUGUGGGGGAAAAUCCACAAGUGAAGAGCUCUGCAGAUUCUAAGUGAGUGCGGCUCAGAGUUCUCCUACUGGUUCUACAGAUGACCACGCACCAGAGAGUAUUAAAGACCCGGAGGUUACAGAGUCUCAGUCACCCAAAUCACAGAGUACGAGUGUCACCACCUCUCGCAUUCCCAAACUGAGCAAGUCUGAGGCUGGCAACAACUCGAAGAAGGCGAAGAAGAAAUUAAAAUCCAAUGACACCCCCAAGUCCAAAAGAGACUCUGUUGAUACUGCCCCACCAGACGUGGACGAUUAUUUCAUGGACCCUGAUUUUAGACUCUCAAAAGCCAGAGAGA